GAGAAGAAUCCCAACUAUCGGUAGAUUCAAUCUUAUCCCCUACUAGACCCUUUCUCCCCUUAUAAUUGUAACAAUGGCGAUUUGGUGCACUUCAUAAAAUGAAAUAUCCUAUCUUCAAAACCUUUACACAUAAAUCUCUUAAAAGGGUCUUUGAGAUUAAAGAAAAUGGCGACAAUCUCUCCUUGUCCAUCUCUCAUGCUAUCUGCUUCUACCCAUUUCCAUGGCUUCCCUAAAAUGUAUCUUAAAACUCAUUCCCCCUUUCUUCAUAAGCUCAAGAAGCAUCCAAUUCGUUAUCUCGAAGCACAUGGUUGCGGUUUGACCAUGAAACAAAACGAAAUCAUUCAGAACACCAAGCCAAAUAUCUGUUCUGCUAUAAAUCCGCUUAUGUGGAAUAAUUCUCCUCAGCCAGUAAAGAGAUUUCCUUGGAACAGAGCUUUCGAGAACUUUGUUCAGCUCAUACUUGAUCUUGUUCUGGCAGUGGUCAAAUAUCUAAGUGCACUUGUACUUACAGUUUCAUCCCUCAGUGAGAUGUCCUACUGUGCACAUCAAAGGAAGUUGACCAUCAUCCCUGUCUCCCUACUCAUUGGCUUCGUACUUGCAGGGGUUCUAAAUGAAACUUCCUUGGAACUAUCUCCUCUUCUCAAGGAUGCAGAAGUUCCAUGGCACCUUAUUGCAAUUGCAAUAUUAUUCACAUUGAUCAAGUUGCCAGGCCCUUAUUACCCAUACUGGGGGCGUAUUUUCAUUCCACACAUUGCGAAUGGAGCAUUAGUGAGGACUCUAUGGUUAAUGUUUUUGUGGUAUAGAAGACCCAAAAUAUCAGGAGCUGAGUUGCCAAAUAGUCUGGCAAAUGGUACAGAUUCUGAAAUUGAAUAAGCAGUAAUCUCAACAGGUUGCAUUUUGUGUCUGAGAAACCGGCCGGGACAGGCUGCUUAGGAAAAUUUGUCAGAACUGGAGAAGAAUUUGGCUUGGAAACCUUAACAUGCUGGUGCUUGGGAUGUUCAGCCUGAAACUUUAAACACCAAAAGUGCCCCAGUUAUUAUUAUUAUUAUUAUUUUUUUUUUACUUUUGCAUGUGUUUUGUUUCAUUCAACCUUGAACUAACGGCUCUGUAGUGUUGUUUUCUGGACAGAAUAUCACAAGGAUUUGGUCCUAACUGUGGUUAAAAGUUUGUAUACAUUGGCGUUACUGAAUUUUUGAUUACAUAAAAUACGCUUUCUGUA
Molecule: messenger RNA, 1219 nt
Organism: Hibiscus syriacus
Lineage: Eukaryota; Viridiplantae; Streptophyta; Magnoliopsida; Malvales; Malvaceae
Exons: 4
Coding region: 166-873 (235 amino acids)
Source: RefSeq, a predicted model, not a curated record